Molecule: messenger RNA, 5522 nt
Organism: Oncorhynchus masou masou (cherry salmon)
Lineage: Eukaryota; Metazoa; Chordata; Actinopteri; Salmoniformes; Salmonidae
Product: ADP-ribosylation factor-like protein 9
Exons: 4
Coding region: 198-860 (220 amino acids)
Molecular function (GO): GTPase activity; GTP binding
Source: RefSeq, a predicted model, not a curated record
GUUGCCCAGCCCAUACACUGCCGUCACGAAUCCAACGGAUUGAAGGGUACAAGGCGCUGGCGGGGCUCUUUUCAACACAAACAAGGAAGAGAUAUCACGUGCACUGGUUACAGUGGAAAUCAUUCGGUCAGUUCAUCGUUGGCUCUUGGUUGCUGUGUCCAGGAAGACGACAUUAUACGGCGUUCAAGCAGUGCCACAUGGUUCUGCUUCGGCACAUAUCCAUCGCCCUAACCGCCGCGGUGGCUGCCUUCGGGUCCGCGCUGUUUAUCGCCUUGAAUUAUUUCUACAGAAGGCGAAUAUGGUCUCCCGAAGCGGAAUAUUACAUGAUAAAAGAGGAGCACGAGGAGCAUGGAAAGCGCCAGGUGCUUGUCCUUGGCCUAGACGGUGCUGGGAAGAGCAGUAUCCUGCAGGGGCUGACAGCUGGAGACGGAGGCAAGAAAGGGCACUGCCGCCCCACCAGGGGCUUCAACUUUAUGAGCCUCAGUGCCCCUGCCUGUCAGCUGGAUUUCCUUGAGAUUGGAGGGGGUGAGGAUUUGCGUACGUACUGGACCGAGUACCUGAGGAAGACGCAUGUCUUGGUGUACGUGGUUGACUCCUCUGACAGAAAACGUCUCCCACAGGCCAAGGCUGAGCUGCAUCGCCUUCUCAGACUGGAUUCACAACUUCCUGUGGUGGUCCUGGGAAACAAACAGGACAAGCACAACGCCAUGAGUGUGUCGGAGCUCCAUGAGGCCCUGUCUCUGGGGGCGGUGGCUGACGAUAGGCGGCUGUUCCUCCUGGCUGCCCAGCUGGGCUCAGACGGCCUGAUUGUCUCCCGCAAUCUGCAGGCCUUCCAAGACUUGAUCCUACAGCUCGUUUGAUUCCCUAGGACAGGAUGAGUUGAACUGGGUGUUGACCAUGCAGGUGGGAUGGGGAGUUGCCCAUGGGUGAGCCCGUGUGUAAGUACAAGUAGCAAUGACUGCGUGUGAAUACUUUUGAACUAGAGAAGAUCCUUCAGGGCCCUCUGGGAGUCAGGGACUUCAUUAAAUCACUUACAUAGUAACAAUAUACACAAAGUAUACCAAACAUUAGGAACACCAUCAACAUGGCAAACUUGAGCGUGAAAAACCCAAUGUUGCAGUUCUUGACACUCAAACCGGUGCGUCUGGUACCUACUACUAUACUCCAUUCAAAAGGCUCUUAAAUAUUUUGUCUUGCCCAUUCAUCCUCUGAAUGGCACACAUACACAAUCUGUCUCGAGGCUUAAAAAUCAUUCAACCCGUCUCCUCCCCUUCAUCUACACUGAAGUGGAUUUAACAGGUGACAUGGAAAAAGGUUUUCUUAAUGGUUUGUAUACUCAGUGUAGAUCAUGCGUCUAGCUACACAUCAUGAAGCUUGUUACAUUUAUUGUAGCAUAAGUGUCAAUACAAUACAGUUUCAAUGCUCCUUAUUGUGGCAAUGUCAUGUCAGCUAGUGUCAAUUCAGUCAAUAAUGAAAUGGCAUUUUAUCCUCUUUAAAGGAGACGUUUGAUUGAGUGUUACAUUUCAUUGUAGGUAAGAUGCAGUCAAGUCCAUGUAAAUAGGUGUAAACAGUGCAGUUAAGAUGACUUGUUCUUUGAUAAAUUCAUGCUCUACGUUGGAAUUUUUUUUAAAUGUGCAUGUUUUCACUUAUUGGAGGCAGUGUUGUAGCCCGCUUUUAUUCAAAACAUACCUUUAAAUCUUAUCUUCAACCUUCUUAUCAAUGACCAGUAAUUCCAUGUUUCUACUGCAGUGGCACCACCUGAUGUUUUGUUUGACUGUUAAACUGAAAUGUGGUUGUUAAAAUUAUAACGUUACCCACGAUUUAAAGAAAUCAGGCCCUUUAAGGACCCAGUUGGGGGAAGGACAAUUUUCGUUGCCUUCUCUGACCCAUCAAAUCAAUACAUAAACUACUAAGGAGGAAACAAAUCUUUAGAUAGGCUUAUAUAACCUUGUAUUGUGGUUAAACAGGAAGCCGUUUUGCUGAGCAGUCCUUAUCUGACAUGUAGAAUUGACUUUGCGGACUUGUUUUUUUCCAACUCGGUGCCAAUGUAGGUUAGUUUGAACACAACCUGCUCAGUUUAGCAGAUACAGUAACGUAAUAGUGGCAAUAGUAUGUACUCCGUGAGGUAUUCCAGAUGCUUUAAUAGUGAUCAAUUAAGCACUUGGUUGCUCCCCGAAAUGAGAUUGUAAAUAAUUGACGAGAACAGAUAGGACUAGCAUACUGAAAUAGGUCAGCUAAUGUGUUGGUAUUUUCACUACAAGCAAACUCCAGACAUCUGAAUGCAGUUUCCUGACCGUCUUGAUAAAACACCAAUUUUAAAAAGGUUCUUAACUGCAAUGCUCGGGGUUAUUGGUCAGCCUAAUGGAAUAUCAUGUCCAACAUCUCACCAAAUUUAUCCAAUGUACCAAGUGCUAGAUUUAUUGGAGACAUUUCCCAUUAAUUGAAAACAUUGUGUUUUCCGAGACAGUAAAACUAGUCACUAUACAAAAUAUUGUACACUGUAUAAUCUUGUGGAUGUGUGAUAUUUCCAACUUGUCUAAUCAAACCUGAUGUGCACAUAAACAUAUUUAGAUGAGGAAAACCCCUCCUUGAUAGGGAUGGGCAUAUGACAUUAUUGCACUAUGAAUAAUCAUGCAUUUUUUUCCAGAUCUCCAGAUUGUCAAUUCCCCUCACCCCAAAAAGUUGCUCUUGAAUCUCUGGACCAAUCAGAAUGAAGCAAAUGCAGGUACCACAACAACUGGCAGUGGUCUGUUGUUUUUUGGCUAGCAGUCAGCAACAGUGAAAUACAGUGGGGCAAAAAAGUAUUUAGUCAGCCACCAAUUGUGCAAGUUCUCCCACUUAAAAAGAUGAGGCCUGUAAUUUAUCAUAGGUACACUUCAACUAUGACAGAAAAAAUGAGAAAUAAAUCCAGAAAAUCACAUUGUAGGAUUUAAUUUAUUUGCAAAUUAUGGUGGAAAAUAAGUAUUUGGUCACCUACAAACAAGCAAGAGUUCUGGCUCUCACAGAUCUGUAACUUCUUUAAGAGGCUCCUCUGUCCUCCACUCGUUACCUGUAUUAAUGGCACCUGUUUGAACUUGUUAUCAGUAUAAAAGACACCUGUCCACAACCUCAAACAGUCACACUCCAAACUCCACUAUGGCCAAGACCAAAGAGCUGUCAAAGGACACCAGAAACAAAAUUGUAGACCUGCACCAGGCUGGGAAGACUGAAUCUGCAAUAGGUAAGCAGCUUGGUUUGAAGAAAUCAACUGUGGGAGCAAUUAUUAGGAAAUGGAAGACAUACAAGACCACUGAUAAUCUCCCUCGAUCUGGGGCUCCACGCAAGAUCUCACCCCAUGGGGUCAAAAUUAUCACAAGAACGGUGAGCAAAAAUCCCAGAACCACACGGGGGGGACCUAGUGAAUGACCUGCAGAGAGCUGGGACCAAAGUAACAAAGCCUACCAUCAGCAAGGGCAUUGAAGAUGAAACGUGGCUCGGUCUUUCAGCAUGACAAUGAUCCCAAACACACCGCCCGGGCAACAAAGGAGUGGCUUCGUAAGAAGCAUUUCAAGGUCCUGGAGUGGCCUAGCCAGUCUCCAGAUCUCAACCCCAUAGAAAAUCUUUGGAGGGAGUUGAAAGUCUGUGUUGCCCAGCAACAGCCCCAAAACAUCACUGCUCUAGAGGAGAUCUGCAUGGAGGAAUGGGCCAAAAUACCAGCAACAGUGUGUGAAAAGCUUGUGAAGACUUACAGAAAACUUUUGACCUCUGUCAUUGCCAACAACGGGUAUAUAACAAAGUAUUGAGAUAAACUUUUGUUAUUGACCAAAUACUUAUUUUCCACCAUAAUUUGCAAAUAAAUUCAUUAAAAAUCCUACAAUGUGAUUUCUGGAUUUUUUUCCCUCAUUUUGUCUGUCAUAGUUGAAGUGUACCUAUGAUGAAAAUUACAGGCCUCGUCUUUUUAAGUGGGAAAACUUGCACAAUUGGUGGCUGACUAAAUACCUUUUUGCCCCACUGUAAGUGAUGUUCAACAUGAUAGAAUAGAUUGUUCAAAAAAAGGUUAUGGUGAGUGUUUUGCAUUGAUCUGUGUCAGGCCUUGUGGAACUUCAAGGAGGUGCAUACCUGUUAUCACUAUUUGAAGUGGGGAAAAUAGCAUAGGCUACCGAUGUCAUGGCUGACUGGAAGGCAAAAUGCGCUAUGAAAAUAAAAUGCUUUUUCAUGUCAAAUGCAUCAUGAGGAAAUGAGCUUAAAUUAAACAAUUACUUUGUGCAUCAACUGUUGGGUACGUUUACACUGCACAACAAACUAUAAGCUACCAUGUUCUGUCAGCCACAAUAUGUUUGAAGCAGCAGUAGCUCACACUGUUAUAUUAAAUUUAAAAAAUUCAAAUGUCAUGGUGUAACAAUGUCACAUGGAUAAUUGCAUUUAGACAAAGUUUUUUAAUGUAAUUUUCCCCCUCUUCAAAAAUGUACACAAAUAGUAUUCUAACUUCCGUUCUGGUAUUCAAUUAACCGUGUCCAUCCCUACUCCUUGAUAUCGCCAUUGUUUCUUGAUAAUCUAGAGCAUGUUUCAUAUUUCUGUUGUGUUCAGUUGUAAUAUUUAUGCUGCUUCAAAGAUUUAACAAACUCCAAUGUCUUAUUUUUCGUUUUGCAGUGACAUUCUAACCUUUUGCACAAACGAUGUUAUGUUUAUAUCUUAUGUUAUUCAAAAAAGGAAAUGCAUUGAUAACGGCUUAGCAAAAUUCCACAUUAAGAGUGAUGCCGAGACUAAGGUUGUCCACUUUAAAAUGUAUGCCAAACAAAAAUGACUGCAAAGUUAAACCGUACAUACACAAGGACUACUUUAAACAAUUUCCAGACAAGUGAACAAAAACGUCAAUCAAACUUUGCAUCUGCACUGUUCAAGUAAAUGUGUUUUUAUAAAAUUCCUAGUGAAUUGUUAGAGAUAUUUAGGGAUUUAGGCAGUGAGGCCCGUUAUAUACUUCCCCAGAGUUAAAUGAACUUGUUGAUACCAUUUAUGUAUCUGUGUCUACCUAUUGUUCACCUAAUACCUUUUUUGCACUAUUGGUUAGAGCCUAUAAGUAAGCAUUUCACUCUAAGGUCUACACCGCUUGUAUUCGGCACACGUGACAAAUAAACUUUGAUUUGAGGUAGUUUCACAAGCCAAUGCUAACUCGCGUUAGCACAAUGGAAGCAAUGGUUAGCAACUUCCUUUAAACCACACGCAGAGAUACCAAUGGUAUCCAAGAGUUCAUCCGACUCAGGGGAAGUAUGACAGGCCUCAUUUCCCAAAUCCCAAAGUAUCUAACAAUUCCCAGUUGUAUGGUUUGUUUAACUUUUCAAUCAUUGGUUUACGUUUGGCAUGCACUUUUAAAUUAAAAAAUCUUUGUCUCACCACUAACUGUGGAAUUUGCCAUUACAAAUAUACAUUUUCACUUCAUUACAAAAGCAGUCUUAAAUGUUCUUGCUGUAUGGAAUUUGUGUAACUGUAUUUUUGGGAUACAUAUGGAAAGUAUGAACAAAUAUAAUAAAGUUUGAUUUUAUGCA